Messenger RNA from Prunus avium (sweet cherry), 710 nucleotides. The record is from RefSeq and is a predicted model, not a curated record. NCBI's taxonomy places the organism in Eukaryota, Viridiplantae, Streptophyta, Magnoliopsida, Rosales, Rosaceae.
AUGUUUGUUUGGGCAUCUGAUAACAAGUUCGUUGUUGGUGAUAUUCUCAGUAAGAUUUCUCAAACGUUUCUUAAUAAUUCUUCAGUUUUCAACUUCGACACCAACGCAAACGAUGUACUACAAGUACCCAAAGCAUCGUUCGACUCAUGCAGCUUGGACAACGCAAUUGGCUCGCCCAUCACAACAAGCCCAGCCAACGUCACGCUCACCUCAGCAGGCGACAACUACUUCAUCUGCACUAAGGGCACCAACUGCCAGUUCUCCCAGAAGCUAGCCAUCACCGUCUCGCCCUCAGCACCAACUUCUGAGCCACCAUCACCGCCGCCCACUGCCCCUCCUACCACGCCAUCACCAUCAUCGAACGACCCUGCGGCUUGUGCUCCAGUCCCGUCAGCGUCACCAUCCACGGCUGGCGGGCCCACUGUGAAGGCUACUCCCGGGUCUUCCCCGCCCCCUGAUAAUUCUUCUCCAGCUGUUGUGGCGGGUUUCUCUUUGUCCUCCCUUGUCAUCAGUGGCGGAGCCACCUAAGGACCAGUGUGGGCCUAGGCCCUCUCUCAUAUUUUUUAUUUUAUCAUAUUUUUACUUAUAUGUGUUGCUAUAUAUGUUGGCUUCCUGGAGUAAAAACUGUAAAAAUUCAUGUUUUUUCUCCUUCUCUUCCUCUUUUGAUUAACUUAAGCUUUGUGAAUUCCCCUUUCCCCCAUUUUACAUGU